This is a messenger RNA of Blastocystis hominis, 1818 nucleotides long. RefSeq lists its product as hypothetical. The record is from RefSeq and is a predicted model, not a curated record. The transcript has 7 exons. Bases 1 to 1818 code for a protein of 605 amino acids. Gene Ontology annotation, cellular component: centrosome; spindle pole; equatorial microtubule organizing center. Gene Ontology annotation, molecular function: microtubule minus-end binding; gamma-tubulin binding. Gene Ontology annotation, biological process: meiotic cell cycle; mitotic cell cycle; cytoplasmic microtubule organization. Lineage: Eukaryota; Bigyra; Opalinata; Blastocystidae.
AUGCUGAAGCUUUCCGUACCCUCAUCUCCUCUCUCUCCCUCACCCACAAAGAUCCCCGAAAACGUGCUGAUUCGCGAGAUCAUCGUGACGUUCCAAGGCGUGGACUCGACCUUCUUCCAAUACGAGUUUCUUCUUCUUCUCCCUUCCUCACUCAUCGCAGCGAGCAGUCCCAGCUCUACCUCUUCACCAGCGAUCUCUCGCUCCCGCUCCACAUCCACAACUCCACGCUUCGUCUCCUCCAAAUCAGCUCGCUCUACCGCCGCAUCCGCCAGUUUCCUUCGCUCUCCGCCCUCCCUCUUUAGAUUGAUGGAGGGAACCAAGUCCGAAGAGCACGGAAUCAUCCGCAACAGCGUCAACGACAACGUCAACAAGCAGCUCUACCAGUUCUACCGCUUCGUGAUCUCCCUCGAAGAGACCAACAACGCUGCCAUCGCUGGCGGAGCGUCGUUUACGUUUCAGCAAUUCAUGUUCCAGUGCGAAAAACCGCUUCAGCGACUCACGUAUCUCUACAAUAUUCUUUUCUGCGGGAUUAAUCUUCGAGGCGGAGCCUUGGCCUCUUCGAUCGCUACUUUCAUCAAUCAUGGGAACCAGGAUUAUCGUGAUUUGGCUUUAGCGCUGUUAAUCGACGUGAACCGAUUCACUUUAAAACAAUCCUGGGAAUGGGCGGUCAAUGGGCGCUUGCUCGAUAUUCACGCGGAGUUCUUCGUCGAAAUCGUCACUCCUGCAGCAAACUCCUUCGAAUCCGAAGAGACCUUCAAUCGAUGGACCGAGAUGUUCAUCUCGAUUCUGCGUGUCAUCUCUAGCUAUUUCUAUCGCCAACGCAUGAUUCCCAGCUUCUUCCCCGCGUCGUUGGUCCGACAGAUUUUCGAUUGUGGGAAGUCCAUCCACUUCAUCCGCGAUUCCCUCCAAGAUCACAAGUGGUGCGUGCGCGGAACCGAAUUAUCCGUGUUGGACCGCUGUUCUCUCAGCGAUUACACGCCAUUCGAAACGACAUUGCAAUCUGUGUACGACCAGGCGCAAUCGCACAUCCUCCACGUCUACUUCGACGAGUACCACCUUUUCGCGAUGCUGCGUCUGCUCCACCAGUUUUACCUGCUUGCCGCGGGGGAUUUCUAUCUGGAGUUCAUUUCCCGCGUGGAUUCCGGGUUUUUAACGGCGCCGACGGAGGUGUCGAACGGGUGGCUGCAGGAGGAAUUCAAUAACUGCGUGCACCGGACCUCGCUGGCGAGCCAGUUCGAGUUUCUGUCGCAGCAUGUGCGAUUGAACCGGCUGCGCGCGCUCUCGCCGUUCGACAUCUGGAAGAGUCCGUUUUUCACGGUGGAAUGCGAGCCGAACCUGCGCGUGAUUUUUUCGAAGGUGGAAAUGGCGAAAUACGAGCAGAUUUUCGCGUUCCUGAUGAGCUUCAAGACGCAGUCGUUCGUGGUGCAGAAGAUUUGGGUGGACCAGUGUUGUCUAUCGAAGGAGCUGGAUCGAGUGAACAUCGUAGAGGUCGAAUCGGUGCUCGAUGCGUUUAAUCUGCUGCGGAUGAAGAUCCAGUCGUUCUUAACCACGCUACAGAACUUUUACUUUUUACACAUCAUCGAUAAAUUCUAUAACCAAAUGAUUUCGAAGCUCAAAACGGUGAAACGAUUCGACACCAUCCUUGAGCUGCACAACGAAUAUUUAGACUCUCUUUGCCAUUAUUUCUUUGUCGGAAACGAAAAACACUCCAUUCGAAUCCUCAUCUUUGAAUUGCUCGAGCAAUCGAGAGUGUUUGUAGGAUUGCAGAAUAAGCUCUUCGACAGCAUUAACGAAAUGAUCGACAAAAAGAAUUUUUGA